Messenger RNA from Lactuca virosa, 4361 nucleotides. The record is from the annotation of a GenBank genome assembly. NCBI's taxonomy places the organism in Eukaryota, Viridiplantae, Streptophyta, Magnoliopsida, Asterales, Asteraceae.
CCCUUUUAAACUUAUAAUCUUUAUUUUUAAUAUUUUUAAACAUUUUUUAAUCAUUUUUAUAUACUGAAAUUAUAAUAAUCAGAAAAGACAAAUUAAAUGACCAUAUUGCCCUCUCUUUAAGAAUCAUCUUCAACACACGUCGUUUUAGAAUUGAGCCUUCUCCAAAAACAUUAGCCUCUCUGCCAUCUCAGCCCCUGGUCGUCGUCUUCAUCCUCUUAGACUUUGGUACAUGAAACAACUAUAUAUAAACACUUGAUAUAAAACCUAACACAUGUUUAUGCUAAUUUCCACAUUGGAUACUUAAUGAUUAAUCUGAGCCAACAUCAACCUGGCAUCUUUACUGUUGGACCUUUCUUACAGAAGCAAGCAAUCUUAAGAAGAAGAAGCAUCUGUUCCUCAUAACCAUUCCCCAAAAGCUUCGGAUCAACUGCUUGUUUUGGAUCCUCCGAAGUCAUCACAUUUCUCAUACAUUCCACCAAACUCAUCUCAGAUGUCCACCGAAAAAAUUCAUCCGCAGGAAGCUUCCCCAUCACCAGAAUUGCCAAUCAUAUCCCAAAACUGUAGAUAUCACGUUUAUCGGUAAACUUCAUAGUAUGAUGAUACUACGGUGCUAUGUAUCCUAAAGUUCCGACGACAUUUGAACUCGUCAUGUGAAUAUCGGCAUCUGGGAUUGAUUUCGCAAACCCAAAAUCAGCUAUCCGGGCUUCCAUGUUGUCAUCAAGAAGUGGAAGUAGGUACCGGUGUCUGAUUUGGCCAAUUCACACUUGUAUACUUCUCCACACCCACCUUUUCUGAUGAUUUGUAGGGAUGCAACUCUGUCGUCUUUCUCAAGAAAAGUGAGUUUUUCGGCUUUAAUAAGUUGACUGAAAAUGGCGAAGGUGUGCCUUUGAUCUUAUUCAAAAUCAUUUAAUUUAAAGAGUAUUGUUACCAUGGUUCCGCAUAUAAUCCGAUUGCAACAAAUAAUUGGCGAGAAGUCAGAAAAAAGAAAUGAUCGUGCUAAGGGUUAAAGAUGAUCAUGGGUUAAAGAUGAUCGUGCUAAGAAAUACCCCAGGGAGAUGAUCAUGGGUUAAAGAUGAUCGUGCUAAGAAAUACCCAGGGAUUACUGUGAUUUAGAAGGCAAGGGUAUUAUGGUUCAUUUGUUUAUUAUUAUUAUUAUUAUUAUUAUUAUUAUUAUUUUUAAUGUUUUUAAAAUAUUAAAAAGGAUUAUCAAAUAAUAAAAACUGUUUAAAAAAUAGAUUUGGGUAAAUCUCAUAUUUUAAAACAUUAAGAAUAACAAAUAUGAUAUUUAGAGUUUAGAUCGGACAAAUACGAUAUUUAAACGUUUAAUAAGGGUAUAUACGAAAUUCCCCUAUUUUAAAAAACACAAUUUUUUCCAAAAUAGCACACAUGCAAGAAACACGCAGUUUGAAACUUUGCGGUUUUUAGAUUCCUGGGCUCCAAAUGAUAAAAGUGUAAAGAGACAAAUCUUGAGCUCAACAUCAAGUUUUUAUUUUUUUGACUCCAAUGUAAGCAAGGAAGUUGAUUCAGCUAUAUACCUGGACUACCACUUUAUUCCAUUUUCUAACAUGUAUUUAAACCCAACCAAGGUUACCCUCAAAACCAAACUACCAAUAGCCUCCUCACCUUUCUUCCAUCAAAAUGGACCAAUAGAUGCUUGUCCACUUACACCAACAAAUUACCAUCAUCUAACUGUGACAAACGGCCCUUAACACCCACCAACCCCUUAACAACCACCAAUCCAUUAACAGGAACUACUUCAUCAAUGAACCCAAUGCAGCAGCAACAGCCACAUCUAGUGGCUCAACAGCUACUGGAUCUCUCAAGCAAACCAUUGCAGCAGUUAAUGGGUCUCAGAAACAAGCCCAUGAUGAACUCAAUGGCAAAUCCUAUGAUGAACCCAAUGGUGAAUCCAAUUGCGAACACAAUGCAUACCACCCGGUUGCACAACCAGAUGGCGACAUCUGUACACAAUCCACUGGUGCAUCAACAAAACAGAAGUAAAAGGAACUCCAUUUUUAGUGCUUCGGAUGACAAUGUGAUCAUGAAGCAAGUGCUUGAUACUCAUCUCCCUGAUGGCACUGAUGUUGAUGUCAAACCACUUCUCGACAUCGUGGAAGAUAUACUCCGAUAUGCCACCAUUAAUUCGGCUGAGCAUACAGAUGUGGGAAAGGUCGAGGGCAAACUGGGCAGCAAACCCCACGAAAUGAACACUGUUGUGAUGCCUAACUCAUUGUCACAUGUAAUCGAAAAACUUGCUUCCGAGAUGUCCUUGAGGUGCUUAAGUGUCGGGGAUGGACACACAACCGCUCUCGCCCUAUUUCACAUGGUAGGAAACUUCCACUGGGAUGCAAAACUGGUGUUGACACUUGCGGCUUUUGCUCUCAACCAUGGGGAUUUCUGCCUUCUAGCUCAAAUCUAUUCAUCAAACCAACUUGGAAGUUCCAUGGCUAUUCUAAGACAAGUUCCAAUGAUCAUAGAGAAUUCAGCCUCUUUGAAACCUCGAUUUGACAUCCUAAAUAAACUCAUUCGCUCUGUCCUUGAAUUAACUCGAUGCAUCAUGCAGUUUAAAGAGCUUCCAUCUAUGUAUGUUACUCCUGAUGUGCCAACCAUGGCUAAAGCUUUGAAUACUCUACCCACUGCUGUUUACUGGAGUUUUAGAGGGAUUGUUUCUUGUGCUGCACAGAUUACAAGCAUCACUAGCAAGGGACACGAGUAUGGGAAAUCAUCCUUGGAGUUGCAGUCAUGGGAACUCUCCACCUUAAUCUUUAAGAUUAAUAACUUACACGAGUUUCUCAAGAAACAACUCGUAGAUUGUCACCGUGUUGUAGGAGAGAGAAGGGAGAUGGAUUUCAGGAACUCAUUCAAUAAGCUAUUUGACACAGUCCAUAUCGACAACAUGAAAAUCCUCAAGAUCUUAAUUAGUCCAAGAGAUGACAAUCUGCCACUUUUCGAUGGCGCGACUAAGAAAAGGGUCAGCCUAGAAGUUCUUAGGAAAAGAAAUGUGUUGUUGCUGAUAUCAGGGCUAGACAUGUCUAGCGAUGAGCUGUCCAUUCUUGAGCAAAUUUACAGUGAGUCACGAAUUCAAGGAACAAGACUGGAUGCUUUGUAUGAGGUUGUAUGGAUGCCUAUUGUGGACCCCUCGAUAGAGUACACUGAAGCAAUGAACAAACAGUUUGAAGAGAUGAAGAACAGGAUGCCAUGGUUCUCAGUGUACCAUCCUUCCAUCAUUGAUAGGGCAGUCAAAAGGUCAAUUGGUGACAGGUGGCACUUUAGGAGCAAGCCUAUACUCGUAGUGUUGGACCCACAGGGAAGGGAGUUGAGCCCCAAUGCAAUUCAUAUGAUGUGGAUUUGGGGAAGCAAUGCAUUCCCUUUCACAAGUGCUAGAGAGGAAGCCUUGUGGAGGGAAGAAACUUGGAGGCUUGAGUUGCUAGUUGGCAUGGACCCCACCAUUCUUAACUGGAUAAGAGAAGACAAAUACAUCUUUUUGUAUGGAGGGGACGAUAUGGAGUGGAUUCGCAAAUUCACAAACAAUGCAAGAGCCAUGGUAGUUGCUACACGCAUCCCAUUAGAAAUGGCGUAUGUUGGAAAAAGCAAGAAAAGGGAAAAUGUUCGUAGCGCGAUUACCACCAUCAAGCAGGAAAUACUUAGUUACUCCUGGCAAGAUACCACUCUGAUUUGGUUCUUCUGGACACGAAUUGAGAGCAUGUUGUUCUCCAAGCUUCAGCUUAAGAGUGAUGAUGAUCAAGACCCUAUAAUGUUACAAAUCAAGAAACUACUAAGCUAUGAUAAGGAUGGAUCAUGGGCUUUGCUGUGUAGAGGAUCACAGAUUCUAACUAAUGGACAUGGAUCCACCAUGUUGGAGACCCUUACUUACUUUGAUCUAUGGAAGGAACAUGUCCCUACAAGGGGUUUUGAUUUGUCAUUUACAGGCUAUCAUGACAAGCUUCAUGUUGCAGCGGGUUACUGCUGUCGAUUCGAGUUUCCUAUUACAGCAGGUAGAAUCCCUGAAGGCAUGCGUUGCCCUGAGUGUCAUCGAUUGAUGGAGAAAUACACUGCUUUCCUUUGUUGCCACGAUCAAACUGGCCUUCUUGAACCCUAUUGAACAACUGCUAUUCAUAGCAACUAAACUGGCACACUCUACUCUGAUGCCAGUAACUAUUACUAAGUGAUUAAUAAACAGCGGUAUGUGAAUGUUGUUGUACUAUGAUAAGAUUGUAAUGUGUGAAGUCAGAAGUGUGUGGUCGUUAUUACUUGAGUGUAUCCUGGUGGAUCUAAACUGCAUUAUGGGUUAGAACCACUAUGUAAUAAAAAUGUUUAUGAAUCUUAUUAUAAGGUCGUUGUUAUAUGUAUUUGAUAUUGAC